Molecule: messenger RNA, 2710 nt
Organism: Amphimedon queenslandica
Lineage: Eukaryota; Metazoa; Porifera; Demospongiae; Haplosclerida; Niphatidae
Exons: 28
Coding region: 40-2613 (857 amino acids)
Source: RefSeq, a predicted model, not a curated record
CCUCUUAGUUAAUUUGUUGUUAGCCCCGCCCAUCCAAACAUGGCGGUUGCUAGUUCUAGAAAAAUUUCAAACAGAUCCUUCACUGUCCCCUCUCCUUCUUCUUCAAGUAGUGGGAGCUCUAGUGGACGAAAUAAUCCAGAGUCUUCAAGGAAAUAUAAUCAUUUGAUUGGAGAGCAAAAAUUUGUUGUAUUGAGUGCACAAGAAAGUCUAAAACAAGCACUAAUGGUUGUAGAUAGAGCAGGUUCCAAGGAGGAGAAAGACAGUGCAAUGAUCCAAGUUAAAGAAAAUAUAUCUCGUUGUGAAGAACUUAUAAUGAAGCUGAAAGUUGUACUAUACAUAAAGAAUGAAUUGGAUGACAUCCAGUUGGAGCUAUCUGCAAGAAAGAAAGGAAAAGAGAGUCCCACUAAACUGUAUGCAAGACAGAAGUGGUUGCAGAGUAGGCUAGAAAAGCUGUUGCUUAAAAGAAGAGGUAGGCCAGGAGCUAAAGGAAUGAGAAGCACUGCAGCACUAAGCUUUAAUGCAAGAAUGGAAGCUACUGAUUCACAGGCUCAAGCUGUGAUAAGAGGAAGAAAUAGACUUAGAGCUGAGAGGACCGUUGCUAGCAUAUCAUCUCAUAAAAGAGCUAGUACUAUUGGUAGCCUCUCUGAUAUAACAUCUCCAGGAGGAGGAAGAGGAGGGAGAGAGUCAUCUCAAAGAACAUACUCAAGCUCAAUGACUCAGAGCUAUAAAGGUGGAGGAGGAGAGAGUGAUGAAUGGUGCAGUAGUGAAGAGAAUAGAACUAAAGGAGAGUCUUCUGAUGAUGAUGAUGAUGGAGUGAUUAAUGUGGAGGAGGAAUUGAGGAAAGAAGAAGAGGAGGAAGGAAAGAGAGGGAAAAAGGAAAAGGACAAGUCAGGACUUUUUGAGCUUCCACGCUCUCCUUCAAUAUUUGGACCUCAUUCCUGGAAUUUAUUGUUACUAGCAAAUUAUACUAGUCUACUUGAUGAAGGGCCUACCUUUGGUAAAAGUGGUGAUAGGAGAAUCAAUAGCAAAACUUCACAUGCUGGUUUGGCCCCCCUAUGGAGUGACAUCAAUAAAUUGCAGGAUCUUAUUGUGUCUGUCACGAAAUCCUUAUCCUUUGGUGAUAAGAGAAAGAGCCCUCUUCCCAUUAUUGGUAGGAAAGGAAAAGUAAUAGUAGGAGGUGAAGGCUGUAGUUUUACAGAAGUACUGAAAGACCAUCAGACUUUAUUGCCUGAUGAAGCAAGACCAGCACAGCCAUGGACUAGGAGAGUAUAUGGAAAAGAAGCAAGACUAUAUCCUCAGCAUCAUUCCCACAUCACUCACUCACAGCAAACCUCACAGAGAGAUAGAGGAGCUUUUAAUCCAUUGCUACCCCCACCAACUACAAAACAUAAGGGUGGUGGUGCUGGUGGUAAAAACAGCAUUAAACUUGAUCAUAUUGGAAAGAAAAAGAUAACAAGACCUGCUAUAAGAGAAGGAGUAGAAGUACCAGCUGAGUUAGAAGAUUAUAAGCACAAAUGUAUUGAGGAACUACUGUCAGAUCUAAGCAGCUCUAAGCUAGUUGACAGGAGAAUAGACCUAGUGCAGAUAUUGGGGGACCUUGGUUGUCGUGGUGAUCCCAGUAUCCUUGAGUGUCUCCGUGCUUGUUUAGCAACUGAAGAAGAUGGAUCUGUACAGUAUGAGACACUAAAAGCAUUAAUAAAACAUGGUGUUUGGGAUAACACUGUAGUGUAUGCACUAACUGAAUUAUUGUCAAAGGGUUCACAGGAGAUACAGCAUGACAUUUUAUCACUUAUAACUCAUGAGAUGGCAACCAAUUCAUUGAUAUUGCAACAAAAAUCACUUGACAAAUCGAUAAUUGAAGGUUUUUUUGAUGUACUUGCUCACCUUCUUAAAGAUAAAGAAGGAAGAAGGACUAUGAUCAAGAAUGACAUAUCUUUCUUGUCUGCCAUUAUCCUAAGCAACAAUGAAUGCUCUGUAUUAGCUUCCUUAUGUAAGGAAAGGCUAGAGUUAGCUUUGCAUGAUGGUACUGAGAAGCAGCAGAGUAUGGCACUUGAUGUGCUAGUCAGGUUGAGCCCUGCUGAUAAAGGGCUGCUUCAAAUAGCUCAAAAACAAUCAGAAUCACAUGUUAAUUGGAAGAAUCGUUUAAAAGCAGUCGAAUGUCUCAAGGUUGGAGGUACUUCGUUAAUACAUAAACAUUUUGAUGAAGCUUUAACGAUGCAAUAUCUGCUAAAGAGACUCGCCAAUGAGCCAAUACAUAUUGUCAAAGUUGCCUUUGGGAACUUGGCCAAAGAGCUUGGUCUGAAAGCAAAGUGUGAAGUGGAGAUUAUAAAAAAAAUAGACAGUGACAAAGAGACAGAAAGAGUAGAAGGAGUAACAUCACUGGGUGGUUUUGUUACUAUUGAUAAUAAAACACACAAUACCCUAAUGGAUGUUAUUGAAAUGGAUCCAAGCACAUAUGUCAGACUAACAGCUGUUUCAAUUCUAAACAAGGCACCAUCACUUAACCCUCUUGUUGUGUCUCGUCUGAUGUCCAGAUGCAUAGGGACUGGGCCUGUUGCUAGGCAAUGUAGACAUGUAUUGAAGCGUUUGUCAGUCAACACAAGGAAAACAUAACUUUUACAAUAACUACUCUCAUAAAGAAGCCUACAAUGUGUAUAGAUGUAUUAUUGUAUAAGAUUAUAACUACAGAUAAUGAUGGCUGAUGAGUAAA